This is a messenger RNA of Saccostrea echinata, 2670 nucleotides long. Its product is annotated as IQ motif and ankyrin repeat domain-containing protein 1-like. The transcript has 14 exons. Gene Ontology annotation, biological process: regulation of barbed-end actin filament capping. The coding region runs from base 47 to 1780 and encodes 577 amino acids. Gene Ontology annotation, molecular function: protein binding. Gene Ontology annotation, cellular component: cytoplasm; nucleus. Lineage: Eukaryota; Metazoa; Mollusca; Bivalvia; Ostreida; Ostreidae. The record is from RefSeq and is a predicted model, not a curated record.
AAAUGGUGGAUAUUGAAAUGUAAAACUUCAAAACUUGUUUUUCAGGAUGCCACCCAAAAAGCCCGUUGCAGUUAAGGCACCAGCAAAAGCUGCGGUAAAACCAGCAGCUGGUAGGGGAACAACGCCUGCAGCAAAGAAAGGAACAGUUGCGCAAGGUGGUGCUAAGAAGGGAGCACCCCCUGCUGCUGGGAAAGGAAAACCUGCUGCGACCCCAGCAAAGCCAAAGGAAAAAGUAUGGACAGAAAAAGAUGAUGCAGCAUUGAAAAUACAGACCAAAUACAGGCAGUUCAGAGCAAAGAAAGCCUUGAUUAAGAAAAAGAAAGAAAAAGAAGAUUAUGAGGAACUCAUGGAUAAACUGGAAAAAGAGGCUUUCGUUCAACUUGUCAAAAUGGAACAAGAAAAGGCGGAGAAAGAAAGACAGAAAGAGGAGGAAGAAAGAAAAAGAAAGAGAGAGGAAGCCAAGAGAAAGAAAAGAAUGCUUGAAGCUGCCUUUGAAGGGGAUACUGAAGAAAUAGAAAAUAUUCUCAAAGAGGUCAAAAACCUUGAUGAUCAGAAGGGUGUGGGGACAGAUGCUGUAGGGACUGCAAUACGUAACAAGCACCUGAUGAAUGUCAUAGAAUGUGAAGAUGCUAAUGAUAACACACCACUCUCAGAGGCAGCUAAUGGGGGAGAUCCCAAGACAAUUCAACUGCUUUUAGACAAAGGUGCAAAUCCAAAUUCCCAGGGACAGUUCAAGAGAACCCCCCUCUACAGGGCAGCUUUUGCUGGUCAUUUAGAAUCUGUCCAGGUGUUGCUUCAGAAUGGUGCUGAUCCUCGCAUUUACGCUGAUGAUGGUCAAAAUCCAGAACAGGUGGCCUCAGUGGCUGCUGUGAAGGAAGUCUUAGCAGAGUGGGAUGUGGCUGAAACAGAAAAACUGCUACAAAAACUAGAGGCAGAAAAACAAAAGAGAAAAGAGGAGCAGCAAAUGAGGAGAGACGCUGAGACUUCCAAGUUAAAAGGAUCUGUACAGGAAGCCCAAGAGGAAUAUGACAGAGUCCAGAAACAGUUGAGCCAUGCCUAUUGUGAAUUAAAUAAAAGAAUUAAUGAACAUGAUACAGCCAUUGUCUCAGGAUUUGACAGACCUGAGCUCACUCUACAGGGCAUACAUGAUCAGGAGGAUGAAGUUGAGAUACUGAAGUCUAAAUGUGAAAAGGCUAGAGAAGCCCUGGCCAAUGCAAAACUUGAACUGCGUGAACAGAUAAAUGAAGGCUUAGAGAGCAGCGAAAGUCUUCCAGGUAUUCAGAUAAUGAUUAAAGAACUGGAUGAUGUGCUUCUCAAGGAUGUUGGCAAUAAAAUAAAGGAUUCUGGAAAAUGGCCGCUGAUUAUUGACAGAAGCGCACAAGCAGCCACUUUUCUUAGGUACAGAGACACAAAUUAUCUCAACACAUUGAAUACCAAGGAAAUGGAACCCAACAAAGUCAGGCUGUCACUUCUUGGUGCUAUUAGAUUUGGCAAACCACUAGUUAUUGAUAUGAUGGAGGUAGACAUGUUCCAUGCAGUCAGUGACAGAUUUGAUGAAAUUCAAAAAGGUCUCAUGGACAAAAUUAUGGACAAAAGCAUCAUGCAAGAGGAGAAUUACCUAAGUCUUGUGAAAGAAGGAGAUGGCCCAGAAUAUGACAAGAACAAAUUCACAGCAUUUAGGACUCAAAACUUUAAAUUAUGGAUUGUCACAAAGAACCCCUAUCCUCCUGAGUAUUUAAUAGAUAGCUGUUAUGCAAUAAGAAUAUUUGUUCCAACAUAGUACAGUCCACUCAGUGAAGAUUUACCUUUUACUGGAUGUAGAGCUUCCAUUGUCAUAUGUUGUAGACAUACACUCUAUCAUUAUAUGGUUCUAGUGUGAUUGGUUUUCUGUGAUCAUUUAUUUCUUGUGAUUGACUUAAUCCCUGAAGCUGUUGGACAAUCCAUAUUCAUUCCUAGUCAUGAUUUAACUGUCUAUAUUUGUACUGAAUUUUAAUUUUUCAUAUUUUUUUGUAUUUUCUGUAAUAAUAAUUGACAUUGCAAAUCAAAAAUAAUGUUGAACACUGAUGGUCACUGCAGAUUAACUGGCAAUGUUAUAAUGUAAAGUGUGUAAGAACGAAAUAAAAUGUAAUAAACUGUGAUAUGACAUUUGGAGAUCAAAGCAAAAUGUAACAAAAUUCAAUUUUUAGUCAGGUAUUGAGUUUCCAUCGAUUGAGUCUUUUUAACUUAUAUCAUAGUGAUUAACAUGUGCCAAUAAACACUGAUUAUUACAUGUACAUCUCAGUUAUCCUUGAUGCAAAAUGUAAUAGCGUAAAAUGUAAUUAUUUUUGUUUAUCUAAAGGUCUUUUGGAACUGGAAUGUGGUAAAUACAAAUGCUUUAAAUUAAUAAACCUUUUUCAAUAUUUGCUCCCCUCUCAUAUAUUUUACGAUACGUUUUGCGUUGAUUUGAUGCAAAAUGUAGUAAUUGCAAAGCGCCAUGAUCCUUGUUAAUUCCCAAAACAAUGUCGACUAGGAUAUAUUUAAAUUUUGGAAGUUUUCUUGUUAUGAAUCACUGGAUAUUUCUUACUAUUAUACCUCAAAAGUUUCUUUUUUAUAUAAAUCAAAAAUUAAACAAAUUAUUUCUGGUCUAGAGCUCUGUUAAAAAGUUGAAAUUACGUUUUAUUUUAGAAUUGC